UCCCUUGGAACUUGACUCAAAAGAAAACGUGGAAUUGUGUAUUUUUAUCAGGAUUAUUUCAUGAGUGCUUAUCAUGGCUGCUGCCGCAAGACAUCUUUAUAAGUUUAUUGAUAUUGGAGCCAACUUGACAGAUCCUGUAUUCAGAGGAGUGUACCAUGGAUCCAAGAAGCAUGAAGAUGAUUUCCAAGAUGUACUGCAGAGAGCGUUCGACUAUGGCCUGCAGAAGAUCAUGAUCACAGGUGGCAGUCUGAAGGACGCGACUCAAGCUCUGGAGCUGGCCAAGACAGAUGACAACAUGUACAGCACGGUGGGGUGUCAUCCCACCAGGUGCAAGGAGUUCGAGAAGAGUGGCGACCCCGACAAGUACCUCCAUGACCUCACAGAGAUGAUCUCUCAGAACCGGAACAAGGUGGUGGCAGUCGGGGAGUGUGGACUAGAUUUUGAUAGAUUACACUUUUGUCCCCGAGAGACACAGCUCAAGUAUUUUGAGAAGCAGUUUGACAUCACUGAAGCUACUCAUCUCCCAAUGUUUCUACACUGCCGCAACUCAAGCACAGAAUUCCUAGACAUCAUCAGAAGAAACAGGGACAGAUUCACAGGGGGAGUGGUCCACUCCUUCACAGGGACAAAGGAGGAGGCGGCUGCCAUGCUGGACCAGGGCCUGUAUAUAGGAAUCAAUGGGUGCUCUUUGAAAACGCAAGAAAACAUUGACGCAAUGUGUACAAUCCCAACAGAACGCCUGAUGAUAGAAACAGAUGCCCCGUGGUGUGAUGUGAGGCAGACACAUGCAGGCUUCAAGCAUGUGAAGACAUCCUUCCCCUCCAAGAAGAAAGAGAAGUGGGAGAAAGGAUCCUGUAUCAAAGGCAGGAAUGAGCCUGCAUGUAUAAUACAAGUGUUGGAAGUGAUGGCAGGAGCAAGGAAUGAGGACAUUGGGCAGCUAGCAGAGAGGAUGUUUGAAAACACUCAGAAACUGUUCUUCCCCGAUUGCAGUUGAUGACAGCAGGACUGUUACAGCCAAUCUGUGAUAUCAGCGGGAUGCACUCGGCUACACAGAUCAGCCCUGUGUGUUAUGGGAAGUCAGAAAUAGAGAGAAUCUCUUGAAAGCUUUAGGAGUGAACUGGCUUUCUUCACCUGAAUUGUUACCGAUAAUAUUAUGGUAAAUGUGCAUUGCCUUAUCCAUGUUACCAGUGGCAACCACAUAUUGCAAAAGCUGAAACCGGGUAUUCCCUAUUAAACAAAGUGAGAAACAGGCUGAAAUACGGAAAAUUACAUUUAUUUUCAACAUUUAUACAAACACAAAAUAAAAUAUAAUUGCAUCGCACAGCAUGUUAUGUUAUUUUGUAUUACAAAUUAUUACUUGAACUUAACACAUACCUGCCAUUUCACAUUUUUAAAAUGUUUCAUUGUCAAUUUCUUUGGCACAAUCAAAGAAACAGUAAAUUCCUUGAGAACACAGUACAAGUCUAGGACAAGCAUGUUGCUUUAAGUUAAUUUAAACCGUUCACAUUUUAACACUUCAUAAUCCUAACCUUGUUAUCAUACACACACUAAUGAUGCAGGAAUUAUUCAGUACAGGAUGAGUGAUGAUGAAGUUAAAAGAAAACGUUUCUGCAUCACAAGUAAGAUUCCA
Molecule: messenger RNA, 1630 nt
Organism: Haliotis rufescens (red abalone)
Lineage: Eukaryota; Metazoa; Mollusca; Gastropoda; Lepetellida; Haliotidae
Product: deoxyribonuclease TATDN1-like
Exons: 12
Coding region: 74-994 (306 amino acids)
Cellular component (GO): cytosol
Molecular function (GO): 3'-5'-DNA exonuclease activity
Source: RefSeq, a predicted model, not a curated record